This is a messenger RNA of Amoebophrya sp. A120, 2821 nucleotides long. NCBI's taxonomy places the organism in Eukaryota, Dinophyceae, Syndiniales, Amoebophryaceae. The record is from the annotation of a GenBank genome assembly.
UAUUCCCUCGCCGCGGCAAAAAAAAUUGAUCUUUCGUGAUUGAUGCGGUCGCAGUGUGCUCCAGGUCUAGGACCAAUCUUGCAAUUACUAGUAUUUUUUGACCGUUAUUUUUCUUACCAGCUGAGUAUCGAUUCUGUUGUUCCAUUGUUUUCAGCUGCGAGUAGACGUAUUUGCAGACCGCGAGGUAUUGCACUGACACCGAGCUCUCCAUCGUGCUGGUGGCGGUGUUGACGCCAGUCUUUGUGCGGGUUAACACCAGUCAGUCUUACUUCGAAAUGGCCGCCGUUUUCAAUGGCGCGGUCGGCCGGUUUUGUUUUCUCUAUGGGGCGGUGGAGUAUGUUGCGGGGGUGCGGGUGCCUGAAGAUUGGGUGGGGCGAACUGUCGUGGGCAUUCGGAACGAGUACCUGCCGCAAGAGGUCCCGGCUGGAGACCGGGAGCCGAUAGAUUUUACCGGCGAUGCGGCCAGGAUGCAGCAGAAUUCAGAUGCCUUCGGGGGGCAGCAUCCCACGUACCGCCGGCAAUUACCCGGCGACUUCGUGCCCGCCCCGAUGGCUACGGUGGAUGGGCAGGUCUACCAGAACAUCGUUGAGAAUAUGCAGAAUCUUCGGGACGCCGGCCAGCGCUACCCCGCGAGCCGUGUUGUCCAGUCGAAAAGUGGUGCGAGAUUUGGCGCGGGUGGUGCUGCUGGCCGGGGGUCAUCCUCUCGGCAACAAGAAGUCCAGCGCUACAGUGCCUGGGGUGCAGCUGGCAAUCCUUUUCUCCUCCAGGAACAACAUCAACAAGGCAACUUCAACUACUGGCCUCAGCCGCGGCGCACACCGGCGCCCUUGGCUGUGCCAGAACACCAUGCCCGGAUCGGUGGACAACUCAUCCUCCGACCCCCGCCUCCUGCUGCGCACAUGAUUGCUCCGGAUGUGGGGCCCAUGGUCGCGGCCUCUCCGGAAUCCUCGCCGCCACCCACGGUCCCGCAGGAACAGGUCACGCCCCGGCGCCCACCUGCGCUGUUGCUGCACCAUCACCAAAUACCCUAUCCCUUCCCGGCUGUUGCGCAGAUUGAACAGCAACAGACUCCUCUUCGUCCGGUCGUUGAUGUCCGGGGAAUCCAGCGGCACCUCGGGCGGCAGGCACCAAGGCACGUGCCGCUAGCGGUGCAACAGCCAUUCCUCCACCACCCUCCUGCUCCUGUCGCAGAUGUAGUUGUGCCGUCGCCAAUCUUGAAUCGCGAUCAGGCGGCAGCACCUCCAGACAACGCUGGCAAUGAAGUACCUGCCGCUCCUGAAGACACCAGUGCGCAACAGGAACAGCCUGCAGCUCUGACGGAAGAUGAACAUCAGCAAGUGAUGAACACGCCUCCAGUGCCUUCUGGGCUGAGAGGAACUACAAGUACCGACCCAGCACACGGCAGCAGCGCGGCGGUGCCCAAGCCACCUGCGAACGUUGCCGAGGAUCAUCGUGUAGUCGUUGGCCGCAACGCGGUAACCAGGGAGCCUGUGUACGGCUGGGGUGCACAAAGUCGAGUAGCUUUGCAGAACGCCUCCGGACGGCAAAGUUCUGGUGAGCAGCAGUUGUCCUCGACCACGACUACGACUUCUCGUGAUAUCCCUGCACAAGAAGCACAACCACAACGCGCACUGGUAGCGGCACGCCAGCAGUCGCGCUUUCUGGACCACAGAGAGAACAAUCAUGCGCACGCGGCUGGUGCACAACUCCGUCCUGCAGCAGCUGCACAACCCCGCGUGAUCCUCCAGGACUUGCGACCCGUGCUACUGCGACCACCGGCUUCGAUGGCACCACAGCCAGCGUUGCCUACUCUGGGGGCCCACCCAGAACUCGUGCCCGAGAUUAACUUUCAUCGUACGCCAGUGCGAGGCGCAGUAGCUCCCACCGGUGCUUCCCGCAGCCGGUUUCCCGGAGCGAAUAAUUACCCCGGGGAUCAUUAUGCCGGCGGCGCCUUGUUUCCUCGUGCAGCACCGGCACUACCGGGAUUUCCGGGCGGGGCCCACGGACCCGUCAGUAGAGAAGAAGUUGUGGGACACAACCGACAAGUGUACCAGCACCAACACAACGUCGCCCCCUGGUGGUUACCGGCUCCGUAUCCCGUCCAGCAACACCAGGGAGUGGGUUUUUCGCCAUCUGGGGUAGCGGCACCGAUGGCCGCCGCAGCUCCGGCAGGACGGAGACUAGCGCCAGACGGCGCCGAGUGGUUGUUUCCAGUGCAACCCGCUGGCGCGACGGACUUGGUGCCUGCUUUGCCCAUUCAUUCACACUUUCACCCAGCCCCGCUGUUCCGCCCCCCGCCCAGGAUGGACGACUGAAACAAGCAACACUCAUUUUUGGAAAAUAAAGAGAAAGUUUAGCUGUGUUAUAGAAACAAAUGAAUCUUUUUUUGGAUCGCCUUCUACUUCUUCUUCUUUUUGGUUUGCAAUGACAGACUGUAGGCGUGCAUCAGCCAGAGCUGCGGUUGUUUUGCCGUCCUUUUUACAUACAGCAGGUACCUCUAAGCAACAAGAUAUCUUCUAUGACAAUACAGGAGGAACGUGUUGUAUGAAUGUCAGCUAAUGCUCAAUGGGGGCCGAGAUUUUCGUACUUUUUUUGUAUUUAUCUAAUUUAUUAUACUGUGUGGGUGACGUCGCGUUUGUAGCAGUAUGAAUCUCGAUUGCGAGCAUGUUUCAGUACUUACAGACUCUCUCAGAAAAUGCAUCUUUUUCUUUUGCGAAAUGAAAACUUUAACUUUGGCGUUGAUACCGUGCUACGGAAAUGAAUCUGGAAAAAAUAGGCUCUACUUGACAAAUAUAUAUAAGCCAAGGUCGAGCGCUACUAC